This is a messenger RNA of Zalophus californianus (California sea lion), 1209 nucleotides long. RefSeq names its product sorting nexin 12 (gene SNX12). The transcript is spliced from 4 exons. Bases 151 to 639 code for a protein of 162 amino acids. Gene Ontology annotation, cellular component: early endosome membrane; retromer complex. Gene Ontology annotation, molecular function: phosphatidylinositol-3-phosphate binding. The record is from RefSeq and is a predicted model, not a curated record. Lineage: Eukaryota; Metazoa; Chordata; Mammalia; Carnivora; Otariidae. Gene Ontology annotation, biological process: endocytic recycling; late endosome to Golgi transport.
CGUGCGUGCGUGCGUGCGUGGGCGCGCGUGCGCGGCGCCGCUGUCUGUGGGUUGGCUGGUUAUUUUGCAAACGGGAGGGGCUGUGCGCGCUCCUGCCUCCGGCCUCUGUCCCCCACCCCCUUCCCCGGUCCCGGUCUCUCCUUCGGAAAGAUGUCGGACACGGCAGUGGCUGACACUCGGCGCCUUAACUCGAAGCCGCAGGACCUGACUGACGCUUACGGGCCGCCAAGUAACUUCCUGGAGAUCGACAUCUUUAAUCCACAGACGGUGGGCGUGGGCCGCGCGCGCUUCACCACCUAUGAGGUUCGCAUGCGGACAAACCUACCUAUCUUCAAACUGAAGGAGUCCUGUGUACGGCGACGCUACAGUGACUUUGAGUGGCUAAAAAAUGAGCUGGAGCGAGAUAGUAAGAUUGUAGUACCGCCACUGCCUGGGAAAGCCUUGAAGCGUCAGCUCCCUUUUCGAGGAGAUGAAGGGAUCUUUGAGGAGUCCUUCAUUGAAGAAAGGAGGCAGGGCCUCGAACAGUUUAUUAACAAAAUUGCUGGGCACCCACUGGCUCAGAACGAACGCUGCCUACACAUGUUCCUGCAGGAGGAGGCAAUUGACAGGAACUACGUCCCCGGGAAGGUGCGCCAGUAGGAGCCCCUCUCACCACUUGCCCUCUACUUUCCUGCUGAAAAUGACAUUGGUUUUUACACUAAGCCUCUCUCUCUCUCUUUGAUCUGAAGUUGGCUGCCCAUCCCCUGGCCCGAUAGACUGGCUGGCAUUGUGUUCCUUGGUACCUGACUACACCGUGGGCACUCUGCUAGGAUCCUCUUCUCUAAGGAGAGGUGGGAACCACAGGCAGAUGCCCUUUGCUUGGGGUGCGGGUGGGGGGAUUGGACUGGAAGGCAAUUUCUUGGGCAUUUACCCAUGCCAGAAGGCUAAUCUUUUUUGGGGGGGCGGGUCUUGUGCUGGUGGGGCACUUGGAUACAUACUGAUGCUGCAAGUCCAGGGGAUUUUCUUACUCUUAGGUUUAACCAGGAACGCUGAGCAGGGAACAGCCCUGCAUUUCCUACCUGCAUGAACUUUUUCCUUUUUGGGAAGGUGGUAGAGACCCAAACGUUCUUGUUUUCUCUAGGCCUGCUUCCCAGUUUUCUCAACAGUUUCUUUUGUUACUUUCUCUCUCCCUUGUUGCUUUUCAUGGCAGUAAAUCCUAGAGUCUAAGCA